Molecule: messenger RNA, 1878 nt
Organism: Jatropha curcas
Lineage: Eukaryota; Viridiplantae; Streptophyta; Magnoliopsida; Malpighiales; Euphorbiaceae
Product: RNA demethylase ALKBH9B
Biological process (GO): mRNA catabolic process
Molecular function (GO): demethylase activity; mRNA binding
Source: RefSeq, a predicted model, not a curated record
CCUUAGAUACUUAGGAUUUGGGAUUGACUUUGACUAUAAGGAGUAAAACCCUCGCGACAUCAAAACUUCAUAAGCAAAUUCCCGAACAACGGUUUGUGUUUCCCUACGAAAGCAGGAACCGACCAAAUCUAUCUUCUGUUUCAGAUACAGUAGUUGUUCCUUUCGAUUCUGUAGCUCUCUAUUGCGACGGUGAUGGUAGGGGAAUUGGCCAGAAAGUUGCCGGAGCCUGCCGCAGGCGGCGGUGGCGUUGACUAUAUGGAAAUUCUGAAGACAAUGGACCGUGAAGAGAUUUUGGAAGUUUUGUCUGAAGGGUUUUGUCAGCACUGUUGCGCUCUUUUAGAAAGUCGAAUUCAUAACUUCAUUAACAAAAAAUUUAAGAAAAUGCCCUUGUCCAAUGGCGGUUCAAAAAUGCUAAAAGAAUUUCAGCCAGCAAAUGAUAAUUCAGAAUCUUUAUCCCCUGGGCAAGAAAGUCCUCCCUCAAGUUCAAAUCAAAUGCUUGAACAUGUUUACUCGGAGAGGAAAAAAAGAGACAGUAUUAAUUCUUCGUCUGCAUCAGCUAACAGCCAUCAGAAUCUUAUUGAUCAUUUCGGUUCUGAAAUAUUGUUGAAUGAUGGAUUAGUGGAUGUAUCUUCUAUGACAGACAAUGGUCUAUCGGAGGAGCAAAAGGAGCAAAUUAGGUUUUCAAAAGUUGGCAAGAAGAAGGAUUUUGUUUGUAUUGAGAGGGUCAACGGAAAGUCGACCAAUAUUCUUCAAGGGCUUGAGCUUCAUACCAAGGUUUUCAAUGCUGAAGAGCAAAAGAAAAUCGUUGAGUGUGUCUAUAACCUACAACGCAUGGGCCAAAAGAGGCAACUUCGAGCACGCACAUAUUCGGAACCUAAAAAAUGGAUGCGUGGUAAAGGACGUGUCACUAUACAAUUCGGAUGUUGUUACAAUUAUGCAGUGGAUAAGGAUGGAAACCCUCCUGGAAUAGUUAGAGAUGAGGAAGUCGAUCCCCUCCCAUCUAUUUUCAAAAAAAUGAUCAAGAGAAUGGUCAGAUGGCACGUCUUGCCUCCAACAUGCAUUCCUAACAGCUGCAUUGUGAAUAUAUAUGAUGAAGGGGAUUGCAUUCCUCCUCAUAUUGAUCAUCACGACUUUCUGAGACCUUUUUGCACCGUGUCAUUCUUGACAGAAUGCAAUAUAGUCUUUGGUUCAAACCUGAAGAUUGUUAGUCCAGGAGAGUUUUCUGGGUCUGUCUCCAUACCUCUACCUGUCGGAUCAGUUCUCAUUCUAAAUGGUCAUGGAGCUGAUGUUGCCAAGCACUGCGUUCCAGGAGUUCCAGCAAAAAGGAUUUCCAUCACUUUCAGGAAAAUGGAUGAUAGCAAACUACCGUAUAGAUUCUCACUUGACCCCGAGCUGUCGGGAAUCAAGCCUCUUUUGCAUUCUCCUUCAGUGAAGUCACCAUAUCAAGAAAGCCAUAAGCCCAACCCUCUCGGUUAUCAUUCCAUCUCCAAGUCACCAGUCCAGCAAAAACACCAUCAAAAUGGCAAACCAACAGCAAAUAAACCCGAAGUCAGUAACAGCAUGGACACUCCCUUUGCCAUUGACAGAGGUGAUUUUCCUCCACUUGGCAGCUCAAGUUCUUUGAAGCAAUCUAGGAAUAAUAGAGCUGCUGCAUUAAAACAUUAAUUCGAGUGGCUUUUUAUUUUUAUACCUUGUAUAAUUGUUUCCAUUGUUAUAUUACUAGAUAAAAAAUUAUCUCAAUAAGAUAACAAUAAUUUUUUAUUGUCGAGUGUUUGAAUCUGAUUUAGCUGAUGUUUUAAGAAAAUCAGGAAAAAUUAAACUUCCACUGUCUUUUGCAGUCUGUGUAAUUAAGAGUAAUAAAGGCUCUUUCUUUUUCCA